AUGUAUUUGGCUUUGCUUAAAAAGUUUCACCCGCCAAGACCUGAUUGGUACGAGGAGUUCUAUGCUUCGGUUAUGAACUCGGCUGCUAAGGAUUAUGAAGCUGAGGUUGCGAUGUAUAAGUCUCAAAUCUUCAGUAACUUGAAGGGGAAGGGUCUAAGAAUCUUGGAGAUUGGCAUUGGAACUGGUCCCAACCUCAGUUAUUAUGCCAUUGGUUCUGAUGUAGAGGUUGUUGGCAUUGAUCCAAACCAGAAGAUAGAAAAGCAUGCUCGGUCCUCGGCUGUGUCGGCUGGAUUGCCUCCUUCAAGUUUUGAGUUUAUACAAGUUGUAUGUAUGAUUAUACUAUUAAGUGAUGCUUUUGUUGAUGUAGUCGUUGGAAUACUUGUCUUGUGUUAUGUCAAAGAUGUUGAUAUGACAUCGAAAGAUAUCAGUGUUGACCCAUUAGGGGAUAAUGUGAACCCUAUUAAGUUAAUACGCUAUAAGAAGACUAUGGUUCUCAAUAUACCGAGCCGUCACAUAUAG
Glycine soja is the source of this 519-nucleotide messenger RNA. RefSeq lists its product as uncharacterized. Lineage: Eukaryota; Viridiplantae; Streptophyta; Magnoliopsida; Fabales; Fabaceae. Bases 1 to 519 code for a protein of 172 amino acids. The transcript is spliced from 5 exons. Gene Ontology annotation, molecular function: S-adenosylmethionine-dependent methyltransferase activity. The record is from RefSeq and is a predicted model, not a curated record.